This is a messenger RNA of Leptopilina heterotoma, 2395 nucleotides long. RefSeq names its product protein hunchback (gene Hb). Gene Ontology annotation, cellular component: nucleus. Lineage: Eukaryota; Metazoa; Arthropoda; Insecta; Hymenoptera; Figitidae. The transcript is spliced from 5 exons. The record is from RefSeq and is a predicted model, not a curated record. Gene Ontology annotation, biological process: regulation of transcription by RNA polymerase II. Gene Ontology annotation, molecular function: DNA-binding transcription factor activity, RNA polymerase II-specific; RNA polymerase II transcription regulatory region sequence-specific DNA binding. Bases 357 to 1841 code for a protein of 494 amino acids.
CCGCAAUUCUACUUCACACUUCUCCAAAAGCUGGCCUCAUGGUUUUUGCUGGCAGUAGUGAGUAGUCAGUUUGUUACCGGAACUCUGAUACUGUAUUCGGUUUGGAAGCGCGGAAACAUUUUCCAAUAGUUUCACUAUUUCUUCUGAUAAACGGUUUAUGAGUGAACAAAGUUUUGUGCCGUGAGUGACAUUACAUUUUAUUGUAAUUAUUAUGUGAAAAAGUAUCAGUUAUUGUUCUUCAUAAAAAUCUCCUUCAUCUUUGGACUGAUAAGUGUUUAAUUUGAAGAAUUGCAAAAAAGCCCAGAAAUUCUUUACCAGUACUAAAACAAAGAAGACAUUUAAAAGCAUUGAAAUCUAUGUUGCCGAAAAUGGAUGGGCAACGGGAUCAGCAGUCACUCGAGGAGCAGUCUGAUAUAGAGAAGCAGGGGCAACUUCUCCCCCCGUCGCCAACCACGCCUUCGUGGGGUAUCGCUGAUAAAAUAGUGGGCAAGGUGAAGACUCACAAAUGCAGACAGUGUAACUAUGUAUCCAUCACAAAAUUGGAUUUUUGGCAGCAUAAUCGUGGACAUAUCAAGAUUGACAAAUUAUUAACUUGCCCUAAAUGUCCAUUCGUCACAGAGUAUAAACAUCACCUUGAAUAUCAUCUUCGAAAUCACUUUGGAUCGAAGCCUUUCAAAUGCAAUAAGUGUCCUUACUCAUGCGUCAACAAGUCGAUGCUCAGUAGUCAUCUUAAAUCACAUUCCAAUGUCUACCAAUACAGAUGUGCAAAUUGCUCCUACGCUACCAAAUAUUGUCAUUCGUUAAAGCUACAUUUAAGAAAAUAUAAUCAUCAGCCUGCAAUGGUUUUAAAUGCCGAUGGAUCUCCGAACCCGCUGCCUAUUAUUGACGUUUAUGGAACCCGAAGAGGUCCGAAGCCUAAGCCGGUCAAGAUAAAAGAAGAGAAUCAGUACAACGUGCAGAAUCAAUUAAACAAUAACAUAUUGAGUUCGAUUUCACCACCCAUUGUGAGUUCGCAAGUGAUGAUGCCGACGUCAAUGUCGCCAAUAAAUAUGGGAAGUCCAAUGAAUAUGUCCGUUUUAAACAGCGGUCCAAAUGGAAUGAACAAUCUUGUGCCGAAUCAUACUAAUGUACUGAAUGCAUUGUCAUCUUAUAAUCAGUUACUUAGUGCUGGAUAUCCUAUGCAGAAUUCUAUUUUUAGUGAGAAUAUUGCAGAGAACGCAUUAAAACUACAAGCUUACUUUGAAUAUACUAGAUCUAUCAAUAAUGAGAAAAUUCUCGAAGAUUCACUGCUGGACAGCAUUUCCACUGGAUCGACUGGAUCCACUGGAUCUAUUACUUUAAAUGAUGAUUCAAGUCCCGAGAAAAAAGAUAACAUGCUUCCUAUACUUGAAAAAUGUGAAUCAGUUUCUGAAAGUUGUAACAUUGAUAAAAAGUAUGAAAUUUCUAAUCAAGAAGAACAUUCUGUGCAAAAGAACAAUGUCAAUAAUUUGAAGAAAACAGGCACUAGUAGGCGUAAGGGGAAGGCCGUAAAAUUAGAUAAACAUAUAUUGGAAAAGGAUUCUGAUGAUGAGCAGGACUACGAAAAAUAUUUCAACAAGCUGGCAUUAACUAUUCCCAAUAAAUGUUAUUCGGAAAGGAAUAGUUUGGAUUCUGAAGAUAAAUCUGAAACUGUAGAUCAGUAUGCAUGUCAAUACUGUGAAAUUUCUUUUGGAAAUGAUGUCAUGUACACUGUUCACAUGGGUUAUCAUGGAUACAAAAAUCCAUUUACUUGUAACAUGUGUGGGCAUCAGUGUACCGAUAAGGUGUCAUUCUUUCUUCACAUUGCUAAGUCAAAACAUUAAGCAAGUGACAAUUUAAUCAAAAUUAGCGACACUUUUUUAUCUAUUGAAAUUAUUUUAUUAAAAGCGAAGCAACGAAGUUUCUCCGAUAUUCUCAACGAAUAAUAUUGAUAAAGAAAAUUUGUUAGACUGUCCAUAUAUAUAUACUUGCUAGGUUGCUUUUACGAAAUAUUUCGAGCCAAAUACUUGUGGUUGUGAAUUAGAAUGAAAUUGUAUAAAUGUCUCAGGGUCAUAUAAAAGAUACACUACACUGCCUUUAUGUAGUUACAAUCAAAAGCACUUGGUGCGAUUCUCCAAUUUACUGAUACUUUUGAUUUGAGAAUAUGUCCAAGUAAAGCAGUACGAAAGUAGAAAACUACCUACCUCAGAAAAUCGUACAUUUUUCUAAAUCUAUAAUAUUUAUACGUUUUCUAAACCAUUUUCUAGAUUAUAUUUUUGUAAUAUAUUUGUUAAAACAGUGCAAAACUAUAGCAUAAUUGUAAGUCUAAAAUUAAUAUUUUUCAUAUUCCAAAGAGGUUUCUUCAAAAAGUAUUAUUAUAAUAAAAAGAGUGAUUAUA